AUGGCGACCGUGGAGGAGUUGAAGCUGAGGGUGCGAGAGUUGGAAAAUGAACUGAUAAAAUGCAAGCAGAAGCAGAGUGCUGUAGAAGAUGCUCACAGCCUGGCUCUGAAUAGACCCAAAAUUGAAAAAAUGAGUGCCGAGGUCGUGGAUUCCAAUCCGUACAGUCGGCUAAUGGCUUUAAAAAGGAUGGGAAUCGUUGAUGAUUAUGAGAAAAUCCGGACAUUCUCCGUCGCAGUAGUUGGAGUCGGGGGGGUCGGUAGCGUGACAGCUGAAAUGCUCACUAGAUGUGGCAUUGGUAAGCUGCUCCUCUUCGACUAUGAUAAAGUGGAACUGGCCAACAUGAACCGACUGUUCUUCCAGCCUCACCAGGCAGGCCUCAGUAAGGUGGAAGCGGCCGAGCACACUCUCAGAAACAUUAACCCAGAUGUCGCGUUUGAGAUCCACAACUACAACAUCACAACAAUGGAAAAUUUCACACAUUUCAUGGAUCGCAUCAGUCAUGGAGGAAUGGAAGAAGGGAAACCAGUGGAUUUGGUCCUAAGCUGUGUCGACAACUUUGAAGCCAGAAUGGCCAUUAAUACAGCUUGUAAUGAACUAGGUCAGACCUGGAUGGAGUCGGGUGUGAGUGAAAAUGCUGUAUCUGGGCACAUCCAGCUCAUAAUUCCUGGGGAGACGGCCUGCUUCGCUUGUGCGCCUCCACUUGUGGUCGCUGCUAACAUUGAUGAGAAGACCCUUAAGCGGGAGGGAGUGUGUGCUGCUAGCUUACCAACAACAAUGGGAGUUGUUGCAGGCCUCUUGGUUCAAAAUGUCCUCAAAUAUCUCUUGAAGUUUGGAACGGUCAGUUACUAUCUUGGCUACAAUGCCAUGCAGGACUUCUUCCCUUCCAUGACCAUGAAAGCCAACCCCCAGUGUAAUGAUCGGCACUGCAGGACACAGCAGGGCGAGUACAAGAAGAAAGAAGCAGAGCGACCAAAGGUGGAAAUUGUGCAGGAAGAAGAGGAGGUUGUGCAUGAAGACAAUGAUUGGGAAAUUGAACUGGUGGCAGAGGAAACGGAUGCAGAGUUAGAGGCUGCAUCAGGGACUGUGCCUGACCUCCCCGAGGGCAUCACUGUGGCUUACACCAUUCCAGCUCAAGAUAACACAAGUGGGGAGACGGUGGAGGAGACUGAACAGAGCCUUGAAGACUUGAUGGCUCAGAUGAAAAAGUUGUAG
Messenger RNA from Menidia menidia (Atlantic silverside), 1212 nucleotides. The record is from the annotation of a GenBank genome assembly. NCBI's taxonomy places the organism in Eukaryota, Metazoa, Chordata, Actinopteri, Atheriniformes, Atherinopsidae.